ACCACCUCGACCCAUACAUACCACUCACGCCAUGUCAACAGCAUGGGACAAUGCGCGGCGCCACGCCCGCGCGCUCGAAUCCGCGCUCGACACAAAACUGUCCACGUACUCGCGCCUCGCGACCGACAUUGCGACCGGGAGCGGGUCGCGCUCGCCGCACAACGACGACGAGGGGCAGGGCGGGUACCGGCUCGUCGAGGAGGAGAUUGACGAGCUGCUGCAGAAGCUCGAAGCAGCCAUCACCGACCUGACAGGCCUGAUCAACUCGCCGUCCCAGCCCCCCUCGGCGAGCAUGCAGCACGCGGCCCAGCGCCACCGCGAGAACCUCGACGACUACCGCCGCGACUUUGUGCGCGUGCGCAACAACAUUGAGAGCGCCGUCGCGCGGUCCAACCUCCUCGGCUCGGUGCGCCAGGACAUCAACGCGUACAAGGCGGCCCAGAGCAGCCAGACGGACGCGCUGCUCGCCGACCGCACGCGGAUAGACUCGAGCCACCGCAUGAUGGACGACACGUUGAACCAGGCAUACGCGACCCGCGAGGACUUUGCCCAGCAGCGCGGCAUGCUCGCGAGCAUCGACAGCCGCAUGGGCACCGUCGUCGCCCAGAUUCCAGGCAUCAACAGCCUCAUCUCCAUGAUCCGCACGCGCAGACGACGCGACACGUUCAUCCUCGGCGGCGUCACGGCCUUUUGUGUCCUCCUCCUCCUCGGCUACCUCUUUGGAUUCUAGUGCGAGUGUGUGAUGAUAAUGGGAGGGCGAGCCCAUCACAGCGGCUCGUCCCCCGCUCUGUAUGUUGUGAGAUGUGACCUCUGCAUGUUG
Messenger RNA from Vanrija pseudolonga, 820 nucleotides. RefSeq names its product Golgi SNAP receptor complex member 1 (gene GOSR1). The transcript has 4 exons. Bases 32 to 730 code for a protein of 232 amino acids. Gene Ontology annotation, biological process: vesicle fusion; endoplasmic reticulum to Golgi vesicle-mediated transport. The record is from RefSeq and is a predicted model, not a curated record. Lineage: Eukaryota; Fungi; Basidiomycota; Tremellomycetes; Trichosporonales; Trichosporonaceae. Gene Ontology annotation, molecular function: SNAP receptor activity. Gene Ontology annotation, cellular component: SNARE complex; Golgi membrane; cis-Golgi network.